AUGAGACUCUUCCCGCACUCAUCGUCGAGGUCGACGAGUCAAUCAUGCACAGCCAUUUUGUUGUCUACACUGCUAGGAGCCCAGGUGGCCCAAGCAGUCAUUCCACUGACACUUGACGAUCCAGAAUCGAUCAAAAGUGCAGCAAAAAUCGUUGCCAAGAAGCUGGUUUCCUACUAUACUGGAUGGAGACCCGGUGACGUGCCAGGCAAUUUGCCAGACCCAUACUACUGGUGGGAGGCUGGCGCUAUGUUUGGUGCUCUAAUCGAUUACUGGUAUUUCACAGGAGAUGAUCAAUACAACGAAAUUGUCAUGCAGGCCAUGCUUCAUCAAACCGGACCGGACUUUGACUAUCAGCCUCAUAAUCAGUCCCGGACUUCCGGAAACGACGAUCAAGCAUUUUGGGGCAUGGCGGCUAUGACUGCCGCGGAGACUAAAUUUCAGGACCCUGCGGAGGACAAACCCCAGUGGCUUGCACUGGCCCAGGGAGUCUUCAACACACAAGCACCUCGGUGGGCUAACCACACAUGCAAUGGCGGUUUGAAAUGGUCUAUCAACACGUUUGGCUCAGGCUGGACUUACAAAAAUACUAUUUCUAAUGGAUGCUUUUUUAAUCUCGCCUCUCGACUAGCGUUAUACACUGGAAACACAACCUACGCAAAUUGGGCGGAAGCAUCCUGGAAUUGGAUGACCGGCGUCGGUCUCAUCAGCCCUAAUUACCAGUUCUUCGACGGCACAGAUGAUACAACCAACUGCACCCGUGUGAAUCACGUUCAGUGGUCCUAUAACAGCGGCGUCUUUUUGGCUGGAGCAGCCAGUAUGUACAAAUAUACAAACGGUGACAAAAAGUGGGAAGAACGUGUUCGAGGAAUUCUCAAAGGCAUAGAGAUUUUCUUCCAGAACGAUGUUAUGACAGAAGUUGCUUGCGAACGCAAUGGAAAAUGUAACGUUGACCAGCGUUCAUUCAAAGCCUACCUUUCUCGCUGGAUGGCUAUGACCGUAAAAGUCGCCCCAUUCUCGCGCCCUCUCAUCAUGCCUAAACUUCGUGCCUCUGCUGAAGCAGCCGCAAAACAGUGUAGCGGACCAGACAACUCGUGCGGUUUGCGCUGGACCAAACAGUCCGAGUAUGAUGGAGAAACGGGCGUUGGCGAACAAAUGUCCGCACUGGAAAUCAUACAGGCUAAUUUGGUUGAUAACGUUCCUGGGCCUGCGAAUGAGCAGACCGGCACUAGCAAAGGCGACCCGAACGCAGGGUUAAAAGAUGGCCGUAAUGAUCUUCCUAAGUUAUCAGAGAUUACAAUGGGUGACAAGGUUGGCGCUGGAUUUAUGACAUCGAUAAUCUUGCUGGGCGUUUUGGGUGGGGCGUGGUGGAUGAUGGCUUGA
Messenger RNA from Paracoccidioides brasiliensis Pb18, 1380 nucleotides. RefSeq lists its product as uncharacterized. The coding region runs from base 1 to 1380 and encodes 459 amino acids. Gene Ontology annotation, biological process: carbohydrate catabolic process; fungal-type cell wall biogenesis. The transcript has 3 exons. Gene Ontology annotation, molecular function: mannan endo-1,6-alpha-mannosidase activity. The record is from RefSeq and is a predicted model, not a curated record.